AUGCAUGCAAUGCAGCACGUACACCACCACCACAAGCUAGCAAAUAGCCGAAGCAGCAGCAGCAGCAGCAGAAACAACGACAAUGCAUGCAAUGCAGCACGUACACCACCACCACAAGCAGCAGCAGCAGCAGCAGCAGCAGGAACAGCAACAGCAGCAGCAGCAGAAGAAAGAACAGCAGCAGCAGCAGAUGCAGGUAGGGUGGUAGCAAGGGCAUAUGCAGCAACAGUAGCAGCAAACCCCAGCAACAGCAGCAGCAGGAACAUCAUCAUCAUCAUCAGCAGCAGCAGCAGCAGCACAAGUCUAAGCAGUUGCAGCAGCAGCAGCAGGAACAGCAACAGCAGCAGCAGGAACAGCAGCAGCAGCAGCAGCAGCAGACAUCAGCCUCAUGAUAAUGAACAGCAGCAGCAGCACGCUCUCAUCAGCAGCAGCAGCAGCACAAGUCUAAGCAGUUGCAGCAGCAGCAGAAGGAACAGCAACAGCAGCAGCACGAACAGCAGCAGCAGCAGCAGCAGCAGACAUCAGCCUCAUGAUAAUGAACAGCAGCAGCAGCACGCUCAGCAGCAAAUCCCUCAGCAGGACAACCAUCCCAACCCCUCAACAGCAGCAGCAACAGCAGCAGCAACAGCAGCAGCAGCAGCAGCAGCAGCAACAGCAGCAGCAGCCCGCAGCAGAGGGUCUGAGCCUCCUGCUGCUGCUGCUGCUGCCGCUGCUGCUGCUGCUGCUGCUGCUGCUGAUGCUGCUGAUGCUGAUGAUGAUGAUGAUGAUGGUGGGGGGGGGGCUGCUGCGGAGGGGGAGGAGGAAGAUGAUGGUGGGCUUGAAACAGAUCCUGCUGCUGCUGCUCCUGCUGCUGCUGCUGCUGCUGUUGCUGCUGCUGCUGCUGCUGCAGGGGAAGCAGCAGAUGCAGCAUCGUCAUGUGUACGCACAGCAGCAGACGCAGCAGCGGGUCUGAGCCUGCUGCUGCUGCUGCUGCUGCUGCUGCUGCUGCUGCUGCUGCUGCUGAUGCUGAGGCUGAUGAUGAUGAUGGUGAUGAUGAUGAUGGGGGGGGGUCUGCUGCGGAGGGGGAGGACGAAGAUGAUUGGGGGCCUGAAACAGAUCCUGCUGCUGCUGCUCCUGCUGCUGCUGCUGUUGCUGCUGCUGCUGCUGCUGCUGCUGCUGCAGGGGAAGCAGCAGAUGCAGCAUCGUCAUGUGUACGCACAGCAGCAGGAACGAGGGCCCCAAAUAAAGAAGAAGAAGGAGCAGCAGCAGGCAGCAGCUGCAGCAGAUGCAGAUCCUGAGAUGAUUGAGAACGUAAAAUUUCUUGCUGCUGCUGCUGCUGCUGCUGCUGCUGCUGCAGUUGCUGCUGCAGCUGGAGCAGCAGCAGGCAGCAGCUGCAGCAGAUGCAGAUCCUGA
Molecule: messenger RNA, 1392 nt
Organism: Eimeria mitis
Lineage: Eukaryota; Apicomplexa; Conoidasida; Eucoccidiorida; Eimeriidae
Exons: 6
Coding region: 1-1392 (463 amino acids)
Source: RefSeq, a predicted model, not a curated record